Molecule: messenger RNA, 527 nt
Organism: Camellia sinensis
Lineage: Eukaryota; Viridiplantae; Streptophyta; Magnoliopsida; Ericales; Theaceae
Source: RefSeq, a predicted model, not a curated record
GUCAUCUUCACAAACAAAUCGCAAAACAUUUCAAAUCACCCCCUUCCUAUUCAAAUCACCACCGUUGAUUCUACUUUUUUCCGAUCAGCACCACAAUGGCCGAAGAGAAGCACCACCACCACCACUUCCACCACCACAAGGACGACGAAGACAAGCCCAUCGAUUCAGCUCCUUAUUCCGGCACCACCACCGGAUAUGGUGACACCACCACCGGAUAUGGUGGCACCACCACCGGCUACGGUGGCGUUGAAGAAGUGACCACCUAUGGUGAGACCACCAACGCCUAUGGAAGCGGUGGUGGAGGGAGUGAGUAUAGUGAGAGUACUGGUGUUUAUGGAACUACAGCACCUCCUCGUUUUUCUGAGGAAACCCCUGAUUUUGAGAAAGAGGUUAAGCAACACAAGCACCGUGAGCACCUUGGUGAGCUUGGUGCUGUUGCUGCUGGCACUUUUGCCUUGGUAAUUAUUAUUCUUCUCUUAUGUAUCCAUCUAUCCAUCUAUCACUUGGUUUAGUAAAAAUUGGUUUAG